Molecule: messenger RNA, 2381 nt
Organism: Manis pentadactyla (Chinese pangolin)
Lineage: Eukaryota; Metazoa; Chordata; Mammalia; Pholidota; Manidae
Gene: CLRN2
Product: clarin 2
Exons: 3
Coding region: 185-883 (232 amino acids)
Source: RefSeq, a predicted model, not a curated record
UGUAGUAAACACGGCCUGCGGAGGCAGACGCUGAGGGAGGACCAGGGGAUGGACUUGGAAUCUGGAAAUGGUGUGUUUGGAGAAGCUGCCCUUGGAGCAAGGGAUUGCAGAGUGUCCGGAAGAUGUCACUGACCCCCCGCCGUCACUUGGACACCUGGGGAGUGAGUGACCUGCACCCACUAGCAUGCCUGGAUGGUUUAAAAAGGUGUGGUAUGGUCUGGCAUCUUUACUCAGCUUCUCCUCCUUCAUCCUGAUCAUUGUGGCCCUGGCAGUGCCCCACUGGCUCAGUGGGAAAAUCCUUUGUCAGACUGGAGUGGACCUGGUCAACGCCACUGAUCUGGAGCUGGUCAUGUUCAUUGGGGACAUUUACUACGGGCUCUUCCAAGGGUGUAAGGUGCGCCAGUGUGGGCUCGGAGGCCGCCAGUCCCAGUUCACAAUCUUCCCACACCUGGUGAGGGAGCUCAAUGCCGGCCUCCACGUGAUGAUCCUGCUGCUCCUCUUCCUGGCUUUGGCUCUGUCUCUGGUCAGCAUGGGCUUUGCCAUCCUCAACAUGGUCCAGGUUCCCUACAGGGCAGUCAGUGGCCCCGGGGGCAUCUGCCUAUGGAAUGUCCUUGCAGGCGGAGUCGUGGCACUGGCCAUAGCCAGCUUCAUGGCCGCGGUGAAAUUUCACGACCUAACAGAACGAAUCGCCAACUUCCAGGAGAAGCUCUUUCGCUUCGUGGUGGUGGAAGAACAGUACGAGGAGUCGUUUUGGAUCUGCGUGGCCAGCGCCUCGGCCCAUGCUGCAAACUUGGUUGUGGUGGCAAUCAGUCAAAUUCCCCUCCCAGAGAUUCAGACCAAAAUAGAAGAGGCCACAGUCACAGCUGAGGAUAUCUUGUAUUAAUCACCUUCUCCUGCUCACACCUUUUCCUAAGUCAGUUUUGUAGUGCGAAUGGAGACAUCGGGUUUUUGCAGGCCUGCAGGCCCGAAUGUCCAGUUCUUGGCAGUAAGAAGAGAAAGCGGAAGGAGGGAGGGUGGUCCCGGGGCCAGAAAAGGAAAUGUUCCCAGAUUUCUGACGUCUCUGUCCUUCUCUUUCACUGGGGUGGAGCUGGAGAUUCUGUCACUUGCCAUCUGUGCGUGACAGUGGAUGGAUCGCUUAUUGUCUACUUCUUCAUCUAUAAAAUGGGGAUAAUAACAAUCUCAUGAGGUUGUAAAGAAGUUUAAAUGGGUGACAGGGCUGCCAGCUUUUGUAUCAAUAUAAUAUGCAUCUACAAUUAGAGCUCUCUGCAAAUAUAAGGUACUGAGCACUCCAAUAAAUGCCUACAAAACCCUGCUCUGUUCCAGACAAUACUGGGGGUUGCAAAGAGGUAUAACAUAAUGUCCUGCCCUCCAGAAACACCUAAUCUUUACACGUGACACAGGACUCAGCAACAAUGACAAUGAGUGAAAGUACCCACCUCUUUUUUUAAGUGGUUACUACAUACUAGACACUGUUCUAAGAGUUUUACAUGUUAAGUCCUCACUACAAAUUCAUAUUGUCCAUAAUACUUUAGUCCCAUUUUAAAGAUGAAGAAACUAAAGCAUAGAGAGGGUGGGAGCUUGCUGAGGUUAGAAAUUCAAUCAGAAGUUGAGGACCGGAGUUUAUACUUGUAACCACGUUGCUAAUCUGUUGCUUGGUGGCCAAGCAAUCGCAAGGCAAUGUGAUUGAUGAUAUAAAAGUACGUGCGAAAAGGACCAAAGAAGGAAUUAAUUCAUAGGGAUGCGGUGUGAUACUAAAGAAAGUAUCAUGGAGUUGACAGUUGAUCUGAACUUUGAAAGAUAAGUAGACUUUUUCCAGUGGUGAAGUAGGGUUAGAGAAGGGCAUUCCAGGAUGAGUCAUUAAUGAGAGGGAGGUACGUGGGAUGACGUUACCAGGAGGGCUUCGAAGCAUGUGAAUACCCACUGGGAUUAGAAUGUUGCUCUAAUAACUCCUGUUAGAUAAGCCCAGCUAUUUUGUGUUGGGUUUUCCUAAGUGAAACUGUGAUGAUUAAUUAUAUAUGGUGACUUGGCUAGGCCAUAGUGCCCCGAUAUUUGGUCUAUUCUAGAUGUUUCUGUGAAGGUUUUUGGAUGAAAGUUUUUUUUGGAUGGAACUAAUGAUUAAGUCAGAAGACUGUGAGUAAAGCAGAUUGCCCUCCACCGUGGGGUGUGCCUCAUCCCAUCAGUUGAAGGCCUGUAAAAAAGCCUGUUCUCCCGUAAGGGAUUUGGAAUUCUGCAAGCAAACUGCCACUGGACUCAAACUGCAGCUCUUCCCCGGAGCUCCAGAAGGCCCGCCUAUCCUGCAGAUUUUGAACUUGCAAGUCUCUACCAUUGGUUCAUUAUGCAAACCAAUUCUUAAAAAAAAAAAAUUCUAUCUCUCUCUUUCC